AUGUCUGCGCUCAAUGAACGCCCUAAGACGGACGAGUACGCUCAGUUUGCGGAAAAGCUUGACGUCGGCACUACGAAACCUGCGCCCUCGCCUUCUGAUGAUCUUAGCGCAACGAAAGAAACGGUGGUGAAAGAAGAAGAAAAGAAGAAGUACGCUGAGUUUGCAGAGUUGCUGGGAGUGGAGGAAAGGCAACCAAGCUCUGACCCAGUGCGGAAAGAGGUUGGAGAGGCUGCCCCGAAGACGGUGGAUAUUGAUCCUAGGGACUACGACAUUUUCGAUAAGCUAUUACAUCGUUCCGGUGGGACUGGAAGAAAGCCAGUUAAAGGAUCGAAGCGAUUUACGUCUGCCGCUGCUGUCACCGGCAGGGAGCGUCCAGUCCAAUCUGAUAUUCCCAGUGCAACCGACGAGGUUCCUGAUACUUCGAAAGAUCGUCAGAACGAGGGCACUGUUCUUUCCGAAGGAAUGAAUGUCUCUGCUUUUUCGGAGGAACAAGUUGAGGAUGCUUACGACGUAAUGAUGGAAGAGUUUGGUUCUGAUUUCCAUGGGAGAGCGAAAGCGAAACCUAUCGACGCACCUGCUGCCGAAGUGGAAGCACCAGUACCAGAUUUGCAAGCGCCGCCUAUUCGCCCCGGGACACCUUCAAUUGACAAUCAUGGAAAUCCAGACCCCGGGUCGAAGCCUAUUCAGCCAGAAACCGAAGUCGCACAGACCCCACCCCCCGAAUUGAAGGCGAAGCCGAUGCAACCUGGGCUGGUCCCUCCCAUCACGGGAGUGACACCUUCAAUUGACAAUCAUGGAAAUCCAGACCCCGGGUCGAAGCCCAUUCAGCCAGAAACCGAAGUCGUACAGACCCCACCCCCAGAAUUGAAGGCGAGGCCGAUGCAACCUGGGCUGGUCCCUCCCAUCACAAGAGUGUCAAAAGCCACGCCACAGAGCGCGCAAAUUUUGCAUGAGGGACAGGAGACGGUGUCCGCACCUGAAGUAGUAGAGGAGCAAGUCUCGGAAUUGCGAAAACCUCCAAGCAGGCCGGAGUACGAAGAAUUCGCCAGUGCUUUUAGUACACGAGAUGGAAACCGCAGCAGGAGAAGAGAGCGAAAGACAGAGUUUGUGACAGAUGAAGCAGUAACUCUGAAGGACCCAAAGCUGGUAUUUAGAGUGGAUUAAUCAAGACGAGUCUGCCGCAGGCCUUGUUUGUCGCUACACGCGCCAUAAAGUUUUGUGUGAUUGUUGCACGUUGACCACAUGAAGACAAGCUGUUAGGCAUCACGUUAUGCGUAAAAACGAACCGGCACUUCAGCGCAAUUAGAAGGAACUCGCGGUCAUGAGUGCAUGGACUUUCAUCAAUGUGAUAUGCUUUUUUCUACGCGGAUGCAUUAUAUGGGGGCAAAGCGUUUGCACAGGCAGCCUGAAGAGACGACUCUUUAGUCUGCUUUCUUAGGACGUUUUGUAUUGUUGGUGAUGAUAUCUCCCAGUUUGUUUGAGGUGACGUUUGCUCAAAGGCCACAGGAAGGAUUUUGUGUCGCACACUGUCUCGGCUCAAAGACCCGGUCACUAGAUUGUAUCGUGGCUAUUCCACUUCUUAGUUAUGGUGCCGGAGUUUGGCCCCUGUUUGCCGGAGCCUGUCUCGGGUUGCUGCCGACCUUUAGAUGACGACCGGGAGCCCUACCCUUGGUACAGCAUGAGAGGUCGAUGGUGUGACUCGGCAUGUGCUGGCAUCGCCAUUGCGGCCAGCAAUGUCGCCGGCCUGUAUCUGCAAUAAAAUCUGAGACUCGACGUAAUUUCGUUGAGCCUCGCUGAUCCACUGUAA
Chondrus crispus (carragheen) is the source of this 1807-nucleotide messenger RNA. RefSeq lists its product as hypothetical. The transcript has 2 exons. The record is from RefSeq and is a predicted model, not a curated record. The coding region runs from base 1 to 1164 and encodes 387 amino acids. NCBI's taxonomy places the organism in Eukaryota, Rhodophyta, Florideophyceae, Gigartinales, Gigartinaceae.